AUGGCGGAACAACUCUCCCGAUCGCUCCUGCCCCGCCUCUCCUGGACAGCGUCCACGAUGCGCCCCAGUGCCAGCGCCACGGCCAUGUCCACACAUGCAAGACUCUCCUCCCCCGCCCCGCGAACGACGGCCACCAGCGCCUUUGCCCGUACAGCCUGGGCAUCCCGGCGAAACAACAACAACAUGCCCAACACCAGCAAUCCCCACCACAAGACGAUCAACACCCCUCUCCACCGCCCCUUCUCCACCUCAGCCCCCCUCCGCAAAGACCACCACUUCGACACCCUAAAAUUCGUCCAACGUCYCGAAUCCUCAGGUUUCACCCGCGAACAAUCCACCUCCAUCAUGCGCGUUCUAGCCUCCGUAAUCGAAGAAUCCAUCCAAAAUCUCACGCGCACCAUGGUCCUACGCGAAGAUCAAGAAAAAGCCACCUACACGCAAAAAGUCGAUUUCGCCAAACUACGCUCGGAAUUACUCUCGGCGGAUUCUUCGGAGAGUAGUUUGACGCGUGCUAGUCAUGAGCGAUUGACGAAUGAUUUGGCGAAAUUGAAUAAUCGAUUGAGGGAUGAUGUGCAGCGGACGCAGUCGAGUGUGAGGUUGGAUUUGAAUUUGGAAAAGGGGAGGAUUAGGGAGGAGGCGAAUAGUCAGGAGUUGAAGAUUAAAGAGGUUGAGACGAGGAUUGAGCAGGAAUCUGCGGCGUUGAGGGAGAGGUUGGAGGCGGUGAAGUUUAGUACGUUGCAGUGGUUGAUGGGCGUUUGUACGGGGACUGCGGCGAUUAUUUUGGGUGUGUGGAGGUUGUUGAUGUGA
Messenger RNA from Ramularia collo-cygni, 807 nucleotides. Its product is annotated as related to middle part of C.elegans myosin heavy chain A. NCBI's taxonomy places the organism in Eukaryota, Fungi, Ascomycota, Dothideomycetes, Mycosphaerellales, Mycosphaerellaceae. Gene Ontology annotation, cellular component: mitochondrion. The record is from RefSeq and is a predicted model, not a curated record. The transcript has a single exon. Bases 1 to 807 code for a protein of 268 amino acids.